AAAUAUGUUAACAACGUAAAACAUGAAAAUAAAGCUAAUUAACUAAGCGUAAGCCAAAAGUCGAACCGACGCCACGAAUGUGGUGGCUCACACACGCUGGUCGGAGACAAAAACGUUAAUUAAGCGGCAGAUUUGUCUAGAAGAAAAGAGAAGGGAGAGCGAUUUUCUAAGAGAUAGAAAAAAUUGAAGUGAACCACCGAAUUAUUCCAAAUUUAUUGUUAUGAUUUUAGGUUUGUUUAUAAAGGUGUAUGACUUUAUCAAGCAAACAAAAUGUAUAGAUAAAGUAAAGGAAACUACUAUGAAGAGAAGAAGAAUAAAAAGAUAAUUAUGGAAAAAAGAAAUACAGGAAAGUGAAAAAAUAUUAACCAAAAAAAGAAUAGAAGCGUGAGAAACUGAGAGUUGACUCGAACCCUGAAACCUCACACAAUCUGCAGACCUACAUAACCACUUUACCAACCUAACACUAUCGUAACUGUGGCCCUCAAAUUUUAUUUAUAUUGUGUGGCCUAAAGCAAAUGCUUUGCUUGCUUUAUAGACGGGCCGGGCCUGUAUAGAGUACUUAAAAAAUGGCUUAUUCUAAAACUAUUCUCAUAUUCUUCUUCUUUACAUUUGUGACACUAUGCUUUGUGAUAUCAGCCGAUGCGGCUACAAUUACUGUGAGAAACAAUUGUCCAUAUGUUGUUUGGGCUGCCACAUAUGCUCCGGGGAAACCUGGCGGUGGGAGGCGACUCAACCGAGGCGAAACAUGGACCGUUCCUGCUGAUCCAGGUACCAUCCAGGCUCGGAUUUGGGGCCGCACUAACUGCAACUUUGAUGCCUCAGGAAGAGGUAGUUGCCAGACUGGUGACUGUAAUGGCCUCCUAGAAUGCAAAUCUUAUGGACGAGCACCAAAUACCUUGGCAGAAUAUGCUCUCGCACAAUUUGCAAACCAAGAUUUCAUCGAUAUUUCGGUGAUCGAUGGAUUCAAUAUUCCGAUGCAAUUCAGUUCCGCAUCAGGACAAUGCAGUCGCGUUAUUAGGUGUACCGGAGAUAUUAUAGGACAAUGUCCUAGCCAACUACGAAUGGACGGUGCUUGCAACGGACCAUGUCCGGUGUUGAAGACGGAGGAACACUGUUGCAACUCCGGUAAUUGUGGACCGACCCCACUCUCUAGGUUCUUCAAGCAACGUUGUCCAGACGCCUAUAGUUACCCGAAGGAUGAUCCUACAAGCCUCUUCACUUGCCCAGCCGGAACCAACUACAAUGUUAUUUUCUGUCCGUAAAUGAAAAUGAUUAUCAUCAACAUGCUUACAUGCUAUAAUAUCAUAAGAGCAAAAGCCAAUAAUAUCAAUACGGUAUGAUUAAUAAUUACGAUGUACGAAUUGCUAUGAAUAAAUCGAAGUAUGUUUCAUCUUAUUAAUAAAAGAAGAUUAAGUACUGCUCAUAACAAAGAUCUCGCAUUUGUAUUAUAUUGACAUCAAUAGAUACAUUUAUAUACUCCCGUCGGCGAUUUUCUAGCGAGUGAAUUAAACCUGGCUU
Messenger RNA from Arabidopsis lyrata subsp. lyrata, 1518 nucleotides. RefSeq names its product protein P21. The coding region runs from base 567 to 1262 and encodes 231 amino acids. The transcript is spliced from 2 exons. Gene Ontology annotation, biological process: defense response. Gene Ontology annotation, cellular component: extracellular region. Lineage: Eukaryota; Viridiplantae; Streptophyta; Magnoliopsida; Brassicales; Brassicaceae. The record is from RefSeq and is a predicted model, not a curated record.